Molecule: messenger RNA, 1317 nt
Organism: Pneumocystis jirovecii RU7
Lineage: Eukaryota; Fungi; Ascomycota; Pneumocystomycetes; Pneumocystales; Pneumocystaceae
Exons: 11
Coding region: 1-1317 (438 amino acids)
Cellular component (GO): nucleus
Molecular function (GO): RNA binding
Source: RefSeq, a predicted model, not a curated record
AUGUCAAGCAGCAGACAUAGUCAUAGACAGGAAAGAGAUGAAUCAGAUUCUCGUUUUUAUCGUGAUUCAACACGAGAAAAAGAAAGUUCUCGGAGACAUCGACAUGAUCGAGAUGAUAAGUCAUCUAGAAAUCGAAGAAGAAGUUCAAGCCUUCGUCCAUCAGCUACACAUGAAUCUAGAGAAAUAGCUUCAUCUCAUAAUACAUCUUCAUCUGGAGAAAAACGGCCGAAAAACCCUGCAGAAAUAGCAGCGGCAGCGGCAGCACGUAUUAACGCUAUGUACAGUAAUAGAACACAAGUGCCUUCUGUUCCAUCAGAACCUCCUAAACCUUCGACUGCACCACCACCACCACCAUCUGUUCCUGCAAUUCGUGAUAUGUAUAGUCAAGAUGGUGACUAUGUAAAAGACAUUGAAGUGAAUGAUUUAAGAAAUCGAUAUAUUCUUACAAAAGGAUCAACUCAAAAGAUGAUCAAAGAAGACACAGGUGCAGACGUAACAACACGCGGGAAAUAUUAUCCUGAUAAGUGUUUGGCUACUGAAAGAGAUCCACCUCUUUACCUACAUAUUACAUCUACAACCAAGGCUGGACUGGAGGCUGCAGUUAAAAAGAUUGAGGAGCUUAUGUCUCAAGAAUUACCAUCUCUAGUUGAUGAGAGACGCUUUAGGAAGAAGGAUGAUGUAGAAAGAGAUGAACUUGGAAGAAGAAAAUGGCCAGAAGAAAGACUUUAUAUCGGUCUUGAACCAAUUCGUGGAUUUCAUUUACGUGCUAGCAUUGUUGGACCUAAUGGACAAUAUGUCAAACAUGUUCAACAAGAAACAAAAUGUCGUGUCCAGAUUAAAGGCAUAGGAUCAGGGUUUAUGGAGCCAGCUACUGGGCGAGAAAGCGACGAGCCUCUUUAUUUACAUAUUACCGGACCUGAUCCUACUGAAGUUCAACGAGCUAAAAACUUAUGUGAAGAUCUUUUAAAAAGCGUCAAACAGCAAUAUGAGCAAUUCAAAGCAGCACCACAUGGUCAAAAUUUUUCUGGAUAUGGAGGACAAAAUAAUACAUAUGGAUCAGCGCCCGGGUACCAAGUACCCGUAGCGCCAGCAGGACCUCCUGGUGUUUCUGGGUCAUACUCAGCAGAUCCUUAUGCUGCUUAUGGUGGUUAUGAAGCAUAUGUUCAAUAUUACCAAUCUUAUUACCAGCAAUAUUAUCAACAAGGAAAUAUGGCAAAUGCAGGACAACAACAAACAGGAAGUUCCGAACAAACAGGAAAUUAUCAUACAACUGCACAUCCACCAGGAACAACGUCAAUUUUUGAACCUUUAACAUGA